AUCAAUUGCUAAUUAAGAAAUAAUUGUUGUUUGAACCCACACUGAUUGAAAAUCUGAACAUCCGAAGUGGGUCCCAAGUACUUAAUUCAUUCAUGUUUAAGGAGGAAACUUUAGGAAGGACAGAAAAAAGCCUAUGCCUUUUUUAUUAGUUCAUUGGUCAUGUCAUGUACGAUUUGUUACUAAUUGUCUUCAACAAUUUUCUUUCAUUUUCUCUUCCUUGCAGAAGCUGUAACUACCAUGGCAACAGAGGAAAAUGAGACAUCCAAUGGAUGGCCACUUGGGCUAGAGAUCUUGAACAUGAGACUCCGAGUGAUGGCAACCUUGCAGGCUGCUCCAUCAGAACCACAUUCUACAGUACACUUGCGCUCGCCCAGUUUCUCCUCGUUCUCAUCCUCCAACCUUGACACUGAGUCUACAGCAUCCUUCUUCCAAGACCAUAGCGUAUCACUAGGCCGGCUAAUUGGCAUUCGACCUGGCAGUGGAGGCCUUUGCACCCCAAGAAGAACCCACUUAAAUGAAGAAAGAAAAUCUGUAAAGACAGUGAGCUCCGAAGUCACCACAAGACAGAGACCAGAAAUGUCGCAAGGAAUCUGUAUUCCUUUACUGGUUGGCACCUUGGAAAAGAUGAGCAGAAGUAAGAGCAAGACAAAAAGAUGAAUUUUGAUGGCAUUUGAAGGGAAUAAACAUCAUUUGUGAUCUCUUCUGCUAUAUUAUAUUCUGUUUUGAGAAGAAACCAUUGUGAAUCUAACAAAAUAAUACUUCAAUAUACACUCAAAUAGAGCAUUGCUCCAAUUCUUCCUAA
Ricinus communis (castor bean) is the source of this 802-nucleotide messenger RNA. RefSeq lists its product as uncharacterized. The transcript has 3 exons. Bases 238 to 657 code for a protein of 139 amino acids. NCBI's taxonomy places the organism in Eukaryota, Viridiplantae, Streptophyta, Magnoliopsida, Malpighiales, Euphorbiaceae. The record is from RefSeq and is a predicted model, not a curated record.